Molecule: messenger RNA, 453 nt
Organism: Schistocerca gregaria
Lineage: Eukaryota; Metazoa; Arthropoda; Insecta; Orthoptera; Acrididae
Product: myelin regulatory factor-like
Exons: 2
Coding region: 1-453 (150 amino acids)
Source: RefSeq, a predicted model, not a curated record
AUGCGCCCGGCGCGCCCGGCGGGAGAAACUCGCGCUGCCUCCGCCUCUCGUGCCAGCGGACUGCGUCGAAACGUGUGGCCAUCUGGGGUAAAAGGGGUGCGGGGGUGCGGGGCGGCGAGCGAUUAUAUUUCAGCCCCUGCUCCUGCCCCCGAGUCGGCAGUGAACGCCCCCUGCCCCGACGUCAAGUUCCUCCCGGAGCUCUGCUCAGCCCGGCGAAAGUUGCUGCGCUUGCAGCUACCCCCCUGCUCUGCGUGCGUUAUUGCACCUAGCUACGCGCCGGGACGUCGUGCCGACGUCGCCGCCGCAGGGGGAGGCGAAGCCCUGGUAAUUACACGCAUUAAUGGCACUGUUUGCCCCGCCGCGCCGCGCCGCGUCGCGCUUAUGAGCCGCCCUCACCCGCCCCCACCACCACCCCAACCGCCCUCGCCGUCCCCGCGGCCGCCAUUCUUUUAA